This is a messenger RNA of Gossypium arboreum, 563 nucleotides long. Its product is annotated as non-specific lipid-transfer protein-like. The transcript has 2 exons. Gene Ontology annotation, biological process: lipid transport. Bases 65 to 427 code for a protein of 120 amino acids. Lineage: Eukaryota; Viridiplantae; Streptophyta; Magnoliopsida; Malvales; Malvaceae. Gene Ontology annotation, molecular function: lipid binding. Gene Ontology annotation, cellular component: membrane. The record is from RefSeq and is a predicted model, not a curated record.
CAACAAUCAACUUUUCUUACAAGUUAUAUAAAAUUUGCUUAAUUUCUUCUAAUUACUGAAUCAUAUGGCUAGCACUAUGUCCGUCAAGCUUGCAUGGGUUAUGGUCUUGUGCUUGAUUGUGGGUGCACCCCUGGCUAAAGGGGCCAUAAGUUGUGGCCAAGUUAUAUCAACCUUGACACCCUGCAUUCCCUUCGUGAGAAACAACGGUGCUGUUGGCGUGCCUGCACCUUGCUGCAAUGGGAUCAGAUCUCUCAACGCGGCUGCCCAAUCAACUCCAGAGCGCCAAUCAGCUUGCAACUGCGUCAAAGCAUUAGCUGCCAGCAUUUCUGGCAUCAACUAUGACCUUACGAACAAACUCCCAAGCAUGUGUGGGGUGCACAGCCCUUUCAAGAUCAGCCCCAGCACUAACUGCAAAAGUGUCAAGUGAAGUCAUGCAAAAACUCGGCAGACCGUGAGAAUGUCUAAAACAAUAUUUUUAAGAACAUCAUGCAAGUGUUCCAUCUUCAUAAAGUUCAAUUUAGCAAGAUUUGUUGAAUUGUCAAACUCAUAGCAUGCAUUCAAAA